Chlamydomonas reinhardtii is the source of this 2675-nucleotide messenger RNA. RefSeq lists its product as uncharacterized. Lineage: Eukaryota; Viridiplantae; Chlorophyta; Chlorophyceae; Chlamydomonadales; Chlamydomonadaceae. The record is from RefSeq and is a predicted model, not a curated record. The transcript has 10 exons. The coding region runs from base 83 to 2479 and encodes 798 amino acids.
UUCCCUUGUUCGCGACGGGUCCUGGCUACCUUGGUUUCCUGAGCAUAAUGCAUUUCCCCCUUUGAGGACCGGCAGGAGCGAGAUGUCGCGGGCACGGCCGGGCGCGCCGCGGGUGCUGGCGGCAGCGGCGACCGCGACGGCAAAGCUCCUGCUGCUCCUGCUGCUGCUGGCGCUCAUCGCCGCGACCGCCCGUGCCGCAGCCAUGGGCUCGUUCCUUGCGGCUUCCACUGCCACUACGUCAGCUGCAGCUGCUCACGGCACCGCCACCCGGCUUGCCGCCGGUGCGACCGUGAUGCCGCCACGCAGCAUCACCACGGCCGGCAGCCGCCUGGCCCUCUUGCUACUGCCGGCGGUGUCGCCACUGCCACGGACAACAGGCAGCCACUCGGCAGAUCGGCUAGUGCCGCGUGGGUGGGGAGGCAGCAGUCGCAGUAGCAGUAGCAGCGAGCGUCCCGCGCAGCCACGUUUCGUGCAUCCUUUCGAGGCACACGGGGCUGGCGGCAGCAGCGGCAGUAGCAGUAGCAGUAGCAGUGGCGGCGGCAGGAACCGCCGGGUAACACUGGCGUCAGAUGGUGGCGGCAGUGGCAGUGGCGGCGGCAGCGGCGGUGGCGCUGGCAAGGACUCGACAUCUGGCGCAACCAUCAACGAUUCUAGUGAGCUACCUCCGAGUGCAGCACACAUACUGGCGACGGCAGCUGACUAUUACGCCUACUACGGUGGCGCAUCCAGUUACGACUACGGCAGUAGCCCCCCUGGUGACACCUCUGGCGGUGACAAUGGUGACGGCAGUAGCAGCGGCGACAGCACUAACGGCCCGGCCGAUGGCGGCACCAUCACCGGCACUGCCGAGGACGUGGGUGGUGGCGUGGUGCCCUUCGCUGUGCCAUACCGCACUGGCAGUAGCAGCAGCACCGGCGGCAAUGGCGGACGCGGCGGCGGAUUGUCAGACACUGUGGCGGCGGUGGCGGCGCGGCGGUCUGAGCCGCCGGAGGGCUUCUUCGGUCGGCUGGCGGCGCAGCUGCUGGGGCUCGUGAACGGCCUGGCGGCGGCCGUGCCGCAGCUGGGAUCCAUUGCCAACGCCACCACCGCGGCUCUGGGCCUGUCGACCUCCCAGCGGCGCAACACGACCACCGCCCUGCAGACCAACCCCAACCGCACCGCCGGCUUCUACACUGCCGGCACAGCGGCCGUGGACCCCACCCUCGCCGCCGCCCUGGCGUCCGGCUACUCUGCUUCUGUAGCCAAGGACAUCGUCACCUCGGGCGCCCCCACCGCCAGCUUCGGUGCCGCGGGUCAGACCAUAGCCGUGGGCAACACCAGCACCCCCGGACCUGGCGACACGGGCGCGCGGGCGCUCACCGGCGGCCUUACGCUGGCAGGCGAACAGGCGGUUCCCACCCGUGUCACCUUCACCAUCGGCCCCGUACUCAACGUGUUCAGCGGGGGCCGGCGCACCGGCGCCAGCAGCCAGAAUGGAGCCGCGGUGGAGGGCACAGGCCAGGCCUCCGACAUGACGGUCAUCUCCUCCUCCCUCGCCACCUACGCCAAGCAGCAGCUCGGCGGCGCCGGCGGCGUGGCGGCGCAGCGGGCGGCGGACCAGUCGCAGGCGGCGCUCCAGCAACAGAUGGCGCAGGAUAUGGCCACGCAGCAGGCCGCCGCCCUAGACUCCCUGCACACCGAGCUGCAGCGCCAGAAGCUGAGGCAGCAGCUGCAACGACAGCAGAAGCAGAAUCAACAAAAUGGAGGCAAUGGCGGCAGCGGCGGCGGCGGCAACAGAGCGACCCAGGCUUUGCUUGCUGCGCUGCAGAAUGACGGCAACAAGGGCAAGGGUGGCGGCAGCAGCCCGCCAGCGCAGGGGCCGCCGCCGCAGCAGCCUCCUGCGCAGCCAGGGCCCCCGCAAGGGACUGGAGCAAGUCCUUCAAGACCGCAGCGCAAACAGCCUCCGCAAAGAGCCAACAGCGGCGGCGCCUCCGGCUUCGUGCGUGUGGCCCACCGCGACCUGCCCAACUUCAACAGCAACGUGCUCACCAACAGCGCGGGACUGCUGCAGACCUUUGGAGCCACCAACCUGUUCGGCUGGACCAGGGGUUCAGCCGAGGCGUCUGCGGCGGUUUUCGGCACGGAGAGCACGGCGGCACGUGCCUCGGGCGGCGCGUUUGGCACCGGCGCCGCCUCCAGCAGCACCUUCGUGGUGGGCGUUACGCCGCUGCAGGAUGUGGUGUGCCUUCCCAAGAAGCCUCAGCCGCACCCCGAGCAGCAGCAGGGGCCUCAGGGCGGCAACGCGCUCCAGGACUUGCUGCAUUCAGCGGCAGUGGCCCCCCUCCCGGCCGAGCUGACGGCCGGCUCGGGAGGCGCCGUUGUCGGGCAGGAAGGGGCAAGCGCGAGCGGGGACCAGCGCAGCGGUGGCGUCGUCGGACCCGCUGCGUCCGCAGCAGACUGCCAGCCGGCUCCCGCGUCGCAGGGGCCAGGGCCAGCGUGACCUGAAUGCCCGUUGUCACAUUGCAAUGACUGGAUGCGAAGGAGGACGAGGGUAGGCUGUCGCGAGCGACUGAUCGGGCGGGAGGAUGGUUCAAGCGGCCGUCAGUGGGGCCGUCCAAGCCUGGUCGAGUAUCGGGCGCAUGUUGAGUCCUUUUCAUUCAAAAGGACGUCUUUGCGCAGAGUUGACCGCCCUUUCG